This is a messenger RNA of Mastomys coucha (southern multimammate mouse), 2167 nucleotides long. RefSeq names its product gamma-aminobutyric acid type A receptor gamma1 subunit (gene Gabrg1). NCBI's taxonomy places the organism in Eukaryota, Metazoa, Chordata, Mammalia, Rodentia, Muridae. The transcript is spliced from 9 exons. Gene Ontology annotation, biological process: gamma-aminobutyric acid signaling pathway; synaptic transmission, GABAergic; nervous system process. The coding region runs from base 160 to 1557 and encodes 465 amino acids. Gene Ontology annotation, molecular function: benzodiazepine receptor activity; GABA-gated chloride ion channel activity; GABA-A receptor activity. The record is from RefSeq and is a predicted model, not a curated record. Gene Ontology annotation, cellular component: postsynapse; neuron projection; synapse.
AUUGGCUCCUUAGCUCGGUUCUGCUGGGAGUCGCAUCCUACCUGCUUCGGAGGUGUACUGCCUGUCCACUCCUUGUACUCACAGAGCUGCUGCUGAGGCUUGAGGCAAAACUCUGUGCUUGGGGACUGAGCUAGUGGAGGAAGGACUAGAAGCAACCCGAUGGGUUCUGGGAAAGCCUUCCUCUUCUCUCCUUCCCUCCUGUGGAGUCAAACUAGAGGAGUGAGGUUGAUAUUCUUGUUACUAACCCUGCAUCUGGGAAACUGUGUCGAUAAAGCAGAUGAUGAAGAUGAUGAAGAUUUAACUAUGAAUAAAACAUGGGUCUUGGCACCAAAAAUUCAUGAAGGAGAUAUCACACAAAUUCUCAACUCUUUGCUUCAAGGUUAUGAUAACAAACUUCGUCCAGAUAUAGGCGUGAGACCCACAGUAAUUGAAACUGAUGUUUAUGUAAACAGCAUUGGACCUGUGGAUCCCAUAAACAUGGAGUACACAAUAGACAUAAUUUUUGCCCAAACCUGGUUUGACAGCCGGUUAAAGUUCAAUAGCACCAUGAAAGUGCUUAUGCUCAACAGCAACAUGGUGGGGAAAAUUUGGAUUCCUGACACUUUCUUCAGGAACUCAAGAAAGUCUGAUGCCCACUGGAUAACCACGCCUAAUCGCCUGCUGCGGAUUUGGAGUGAUGGAAGGGUUCUCUAUACUCUGCGAUUAACAAUUAAUGCAGAAUGCUACCUUCAACUUCAUAAUUUUCCUAUGGAUGAACAUUCCUGUCCACUGGAAUUUUCAAGCUAUGGAUACCCUAAAAAUGAAAUUGAGUACAAGUGGAAAAAGCCCUCUGUGGAAGUGGCUGAUCCUAAGUACUGGAGGCUAUAUCAAUUUGCAUUUGUAGGGCUACGAAAUUCAACUGAAAUCUCUCACACAAUCUCUGGAGAUUAUAUUAUCAUGACCAUUUUUUUUGACCUGAGCAGAAGGAUGGGCUAUUUCACGAUUCAGACAUACAUUCCCUGCAUUCUAACAGUGGUUCUUUCCUGGGUGUCUUUUUGGAUCAAUAAAGAUGCAGUGCCUGCUAGAACAUCCCUGGGUAUCACUACGGUUUUGACUAUGACAACCCUCAGUACAAUUGCUAGAAAAUCUUUACCCAAGGUCUCCUACGUGACAGCCAUGGAUCUCUUUGUCUCUGUUUGUUUCAUUUUUGUGUUUGCAGCACUCAUGGAGUAUGGAACCCUGCAUUAUUUUACUAGCAACAAUAAAGGAAAAGCUACCAGAGACAGGAAGCUGAAAAACAAGACUUCGGUGUCCCCAGGUCUCCAUGCUGGAUCUACUCUGAUUCCCAUGAACAGCAUUUCUCUGCCUCAGGGAGAAGAUGACUAUGGUUACCAGUGUUUGGAGGGCAAAGACUGUGCUAGCUUUUUCUGUUGCUUCGAAGACUGCAGAACUGGGUCCUGGAGAGAAGGGCGAAUCCACAUACGCAUUGCCAAAAUUGAUUCCUACUCCAGAAUCUUUUUCCCAACAGCUUUCGCCUUGUUCAAUCUGGUGUACUGGGUUGGAUAUCUAUACUUAUAAGUUCUGCCAAGAGAUUUAAAACACACACACACACACACACACACACACACACACACACACACACAUACACACACACACACACAAGUCUGGCUUAAUCCAAUAUAAUCAGUUUUAUUUCCGUACAUGAAGUUUAAAUUUAAAAUGAAAGACCACUAGCUAAACUAUGAAUGGUAUGGUUAUGUGAUUAGGGCUUUCAUAAAUGAAUAAGACAGAAUUAUUCAGGUUAAUCUAUCUGAAUAAACAUGAAAUUGAUUGUCAAAUAUGGCACAUUUAAAUCAUAAGCUUAUAUUUUUACUUUAACUUUUUUUAUGUUCCUUGUAUACAACUAAUGUUGGACUUAAUACUUAUGUAAGAAAUAUUUUGAAUAUGAAAUGAUUUUAACACAUAUUUUAUUUAAAUAUAUCUAUUCCUUAUAAUGAAAGACUACUACCUAAUAUUAAAGUAUUCUUUGCCUAUAUUGGUCAUUAGCUUGAUUUUAUUUCUUGCUUUGAAUUUCCCCUGUUUAGGAUAUAGUUUAUUUAAAACAAAGCCAUGAUUUUCUUGGAUUUAUAUCAAAGAUAUUCUAUUCCCAAGAAGAAAAUAAAGUGUAUCAAUUACUCUUUAAAUAAUU